This is a messenger RNA of Hevea brasiliensis (rubber tree), 429 nucleotides long. RefSeq lists its product as uncharacterized. The record is from RefSeq and is a predicted model, not a curated record. Lineage: Eukaryota; Viridiplantae; Streptophyta; Magnoliopsida; Malpighiales; Euphorbiaceae. Bases 1 to 429 code for a protein of 142 amino acids. The transcript is spliced from 2 exons.
AUGGCGCGGGAAAAAGGAAAAGGCAAAGUGAAAAUCACCACAUAUUCAUCGUCUUCGGACUCCACUGAUGCAAGUGUUCCUGCAUCUCCUCCUCCACAAAAAGACGCUCCUCUGGUAAUUGGAAAAUCAAAAGAAAUGCCCAAGAAAAGAACUAGUGAGCCUGUCCAAGAAAAAGGAACCAAAAAGAAAAAGACUUCAAAAGCUCCAGUUAUGCAUAUGGAAAGGGCCAUUCAUGAACCAAGCAAAGAAGGAAGUGGGAAGGAUAUGAGUGACUUAGAAUCUGAGACAGAACCACAAACUCCUGCUCCUGCUGCUCCUGCAAAAGGAAAGGCAAAAACAGCUCAAAAGAAACAAAGAAGCAAGCAGAAAGAGCAAACUGGUAAACCAUAUGGCAAAAAGGCUAAAACUGUUAAAAAGUCUACAGCAUAA